Drosophila busckii is the source of this 1246-nucleotide messenger RNA. RefSeq lists its product as uncharacterized. Bases 216 to 527 code for a protein of 103 amino acids. The transcript has a single exon. Lineage: Eukaryota; Metazoa; Arthropoda; Insecta; Diptera; Drosophilidae. The record is from RefSeq and is a predicted model, not a curated record.
GCUGCUGCGUGAAAGUUGUACGGCGGAUCGAGCACAAGCAAAAAGUUCAAGAUACAAAAACAGAAACACAACUAAAUGCUUGAAAUGCCAAACAUUAGUAAACACUGUGACAGCAAGAGCAAUAAAUUAAUAAGCAACUGAAAUUGAAAUUGAAAUUGUACAAAAGCAACAAAUAUACACGCAAACGUAUAUCCGUUUCAAUUAUUUUGGCAAACAUGUUUUUUAAUGCCGUUGUGCUGUGUCAAGUGGAGAAAUUGCUUUGUGCGCCCAUCAGCUUGGCUGUGUUUGCCUUUCUCGUGAUGGCCUGCACCAUGGAGGUGGUGCUGCUAAAGCUUACCACAAGUCCACAAGUGUUUGGCGGCGAUCCGGACGACUGGCCGGAAGCCGAUGAGAGUGCGCAGGAGGAGCGCAUCUACUACGAGAAUGUGGAGAACAACUAUGAGAGCUAUGCGCGCAGACGUUGGCGUUUCCAGCAGCGACAGCAAUUGCUGCUCGCCCAGCAGCAGCAGCAGCAGCAACAAUUAUAGGACUGAAAUUUAUAAAAGUUAAUUAGCUUAGAAAGUUGAAUUUCGUUUUUGCGUUUCCAAAUUAUUUGCCAAAACAAAAUAUUGUUUGUAUACUACAUUUAGUUGUUAUUUUGUGCACGUUGUGUAUUUAUUAUAUGCAUAUAUAUUUUUGAGUGUACGCUGUCAAUUUACGUGCAUUUGUUUUGUGUAUAAUAAAUUUGCAUAAAUUGUAAAUAACUGACAUAAUCAUAAUAUAAAGCUAUAGUUAGCGCUUACAGCAACUAGUAUAUAUAUGUAAUUGUAUUUGUAAAUUUAAGUAUUUCGCACCGACUGCAUACAAGUUGUAAGCUUAAAAUAAUUGAAUAAAGACAAAAUCAAAUUGUAUAAAUUUUAUGCCAGUCAUUGUCGCGCCUAUAAAUCAAACAUUUGUGAAAGCUUCAUGUCUAGACUUUGGCUGUAAGAAACGAGUUUUUCCUUUUAAACGCGAGAAAAGUCUUCCGCGUUUUCACGCUUAUGCAAUUGGCAAGCUGCGCUAGCUUGACCAAUCAUUUUUUCGCCAGUUAAUUAUACGUACGGAUUUGAUAAAUUAAAGCAAGCUUAACCUUCUGACAGUUGCUUAACCUUUUGUCUUAAGCCAAAAUCAAACUACGUCACAAGUUUGUUAAGUUCUUAGCAUAACAGCAAAGUUUUUACAGUCUCUUUGGCCCAUUUAGCGCAAGUAAUUUACAUAAAAUUUCUGU